Messenger RNA from Hydatigera taeniaeformis, 2712 nucleotides. NCBI's taxonomy places the organism in Eukaryota, Metazoa, Platyhelminthes, Cestoda, Cyclophyllidea, Taeniidae. The record is from the annotation of a GenBank genome assembly.
AUGGAAUAUCCAACGCGUCGCGACGUUGUCAUUAACCUUGUUCAAUCGGUGCGUGAUGCUUUGCACCCAUUAGACCUAUUUGAGAGCAUUAAUGCUCUUGCGAAUGGAGAUCUUACCGGCAAGUGGGCACACACUGUUGCCACAAACGUUACCCAGAGGAUGGAGUCGUGUUUACGAGACGUUGUGGUAGUGGUUACAGCGGAAGAAAAGAUUGACGAGAAGCUGUUAGUGCGGACCCCUCAGGUAACAGUAAUGUGUGCCAUUAUGGAGCUGCUGGUAAUGGAUUCGGAUUUCACUUUACUACUGCUGGGUUUGAAUUCAUUCACCAACCUGAUUUCUGCCAUCGCUGGGUCCAAACCAAGAGAAAUUUCUCAAAGGGACUUGAAUACACUGCUGAUUAACCAAUCUGGUGAUGGAUACUGUUGGAUCUUUCAUCUUGCCACAAACUUCCUACGAAUCGCCCUCUCUGAUCCCAAGCGGCUUAUUCGAACUGCGGGCUCCCAAUUGGUUGCAAAACUAUUGCGCCUCCCAAAAGGUUCGAGGUCGGUUAUCCACGAUUUCGCUGGGCUCAUACUUGGUUGUCACGAUGACAACUUGGGAACCCUGGACACCGUAAAGACGAGACUACGGAAGGAAGCAAUUGACUGCGUGACAACGGCACUUUUACUCUGUCCUUCCUCGGAAUUUAGCUUUAGGGAGAUUGUGGAUUCCGUGAUUGUUCCAGGACUGAAAGAUUCCAAAUCCAUAGUGCGUAGCUCGGCUCUCGAUUGUCUGGCAGUGGCAGUCAAGGUAGAUAGUGAUGCUUUAAUCGACCAGGUGGAAUUGCAGUUGCCUCUCCCCAAUAGCAACAAUAACGCCAAAAGGGAGCCGAAGAAGGGAGGGCAAGAGGAGUUCUCCAACCACCAAGCUGCGGUGUCCUUGCAUUCUAUUGUCUUUCAACGCCACCUACCCUCUCUCAAUAGCCAAUUUCGCCUUGUUCGCCAAUUUCCAGAGGACUCCACCGUUGGGAUGUCAUCUUCAGGACAGGUUAAUUGCGAAUCUCCAUCUUCCAUUCGUGAACGUCGUAAACCAAGUGCAGGACGGAUGCAUGGGAACCUGCGUCUGCCUUGGGAUCCCAGGGACAGUGUCGUAGUGGUCGGUUCUGCUAACGGGUCUUCUGAAAGUUGUUCCUUUCCUUUUCACAACCUUCCUCCGGCGGCAAACGCCAUUCGGGGCAGUAAUUUCGAUGAGUAUAAAUCGAGUGGUCGGUCUCCAGAACGUUCAGUCAGUAACCAGAACUCCAGUACGCAGUCGCUCGAAUGUAGGAGUCGUACAGAAUUACGGCGUAGUUUAAAUCUUCCCCGUGCUUCUUACUGUGAAGGCAGUCCAGAUGCAGCCGUGGAAGCAAUCCAUACCUUCUCACACCGCCAAUCCUGCCUUCUUGCCUGUCGACAAGUAGAGUCAGCUUACCUCAGCAUCAUCAGAGCCCCAAAUUUGAUCAACCCUCUGGCUGCAGCAGGAAAUCCAACUCACCCAUCCACUUCCACCACUUGCAUUCAGGACCGUUGCGAGGCCGAUGAAGACACUAUGAUGGAGACAGGCAUCGAAGGCCACGCACCGCGAGGAUUUGCUCGGAGGUCGAAUCGUUCUAGGCAAGGUAACAAUGCGAAAUCUCUCUCUUCUCAAGGGAGUAGGAAGAAGGGAGGUGUGGAAGAUCUUGGCCUAACAAGAAGUGGUCCUCAGACACCCUCCCAGACGCCACGACUUCCUCAUGGGAUGCCAAGUAGACGACCGCCUUCUAUUCCGCGUGAUGGAAGCCUUCAUCGCAAGAAUGUUCGUCACCACAGUCCAGACCAUCUCUCACGCCUUUCCCAAAAUCACCCCUCCAUGACUGACUGUGGCAGAUGUAGAGACGUCACUUCAGCCCUCAAUCGAAUAGCUUCCGCAGACUGGGAGGACAAAGUAGAUGGUCUUCUGAGCCUCUCUUCACUGGCUCUGAAGCAUCCAACUGCCUUUUCCAACUCCCCCGACACCUAUUCGACAGUCAUUCAUGCUGUCACCUCGGAAUGCAGAAACCUCCGUUCCCAGGUCUCCAGACAAGCGGUGAAGACGAUGGCUGACCUCUUUCGUGGCCUAGGUCGCCUCCUCGAUCCGCAUGUGGACACUUGUGUGCGUGUGCUCCUUGUCAAGACUGGUGAGGCGUCGGCAGCCUUUCUACGUGGAGAGGUGGCAAUUGCGCUUAGCGAUCUUGUUCGUUCUGUCAACCUCAACAGAGCUCUUAUUGCUCUCUUCCAGCAUGGACUAGGACACAAGAACGCAGCGGUGCGUAGGCAGUGCGCUAUUCAGGCUAGUUACCUCAUUGAAAGUAUGGGUCCCAGUAGGGUCCUCCAAACAACCAAUCAGCGUGGAAAUCUCUCCUCCUCCUCCUGGGGAUCACUGACUACGGUGUGUAGUGGUGCAACCUCCGCUUCAAACGCCAACCCCUCUGCCACUACAAUAACCAGCGCCUCUUCUCAGGCUGUCACGGAGAGAGUUAUUGUGGCAUUAGGGAAGUUCCUUCUGGAUAGCAAUCAGGAGACUCGAUACUAUGGUCGUCGCAUUCUGGCUACUCUCCAAAACAGCCCAGACUUCGAGAGAAAUUUGACGCGUUAUCUCUCCGGACAAAUGCUGCGAGCCGUGCGCGAAGCAACUGACUACCUGCGUACCAAGGUGAACGACAAAUACAACCUUUAG